AUGAAGUUAUCGACACUCGUCAUAUUCUUUGCCAUUUCUUUACUAUUUACCUCUUCACAAAAUGAAAGGUUGAGUGCACUUGCUGCUACGACGGGGAGUGCAGGUGAAUCUCCUUCGGUUUCACAGAAACCUAUACCGACGUCAAGUAAGCCACCUGAGUCGUCCUCACAAGCAGCUGCACCCACUUCACAAAGCUCCGGAACCACACCAACUUCGAGCACUCAGCAACAACAAUCAUCUGACGCUCCUACGAGUGCCUCUUCCGCGGCAAGUAGUGCCGACCCGAGUAAUACCCCAUCCUCUGCAGCACAACCUCCUUCAGGAACUAUUCCAGAUGUUAGCCCUCCCACUUCCGCACCUGUUGUCACUUACACAAGCACAUUUACAGUCCAUCCUACUGGGACCGGGUCAUCCGCCACUGGUACUCCUAAUCCAAAUUCGCCUGGUAACAGCAAUACUAGCUCACCUCAGAUUGAUGUUCCUGCAUCGACCACAAAGACUAUUGCAAUUGCUGCUGGCGUUGUUGGUGGUAUAGUUAUAUUAGGAGGGAUAUCCAUAGUACUAUAUCGUUAUCAAAAGUCUAGAGCAUCAUCAGAUUGGGAUGAAGAGGGUGAAGUUGUGCUCAGGGACGGUCAAGGAGGAUUUGCUCCUGGAAAUCCUUUCCAAAGUACAUUGGACCAAUAUCACAGAAAUCGAUAA
This is a messenger RNA of Acaulospora morrowiae, 699 nucleotides long. NCBI's taxonomy places the organism in Eukaryota, Fungi, Glomeromycota, Glomeromycetes, Diversisporales, Acaulosporaceae. The record is from the annotation of a GenBank genome assembly.